Grosmannia clavigera kw1407 is the source of this 1722-nucleotide messenger RNA. Its product is annotated as small nucleolar ribonucleoprotein complex subunit. NCBI's taxonomy places the organism in Eukaryota, Fungi, Ascomycota, Sordariomycetes, Ophiostomatales, Ophiostomataceae. The record is from RefSeq and is a predicted model, not a curated record. Gene Ontology annotation, cellular component: nucleolus. The coding region runs from base 1 to 1722 and encodes 573 amino acids. Gene Ontology annotation, biological process: positive regulation of transcription by RNA polymerase I; rRNA processing. Gene Ontology annotation, molecular function: protein binding. The transcript has a single exon.
AUGGCAACAGCGGUUGUGCCUCUGGCACAGCUGAAGCUGGCAACGGGGCCGGAGCCCACGACGGCCGAGCAGCGAUACUGGAAGUCGUUUCGGAACGCCAAGUCGCACACGACGACGGCAGCAUGGUCGGUGACGCAUAUCAGCUACCCGGUGGCGGCGGGCUCGAUUGCGUUGUUGUCAGCGACGGCGUCCAAGGCCAACGACAUGUUUGCAGUGACGGCAGGACCGCGGGUGGAUCUCUACAGUAUCCGCAAGCGUGAGGCGCUCAAGUCGAUUGGGCGAUUCGAGGCGGUGGCGCGAAGCGGCGAGAUCCGGGCAGACGGGCGAGUGCUGGUGGCGGGCGACGAUUCGGGCAAGAUGCAGGUCUUUGACGUCUCGGGCGGGUCGCGGCCGGUGAUCCUCAAGACGUGGCAUGUGCACCGACAGCCGACGUGGGUGACGAAAUGGUCGCCGACGAACCUGACGACGUUGAUGAGCGCCAGCGACGACAAGACGGUGCGGCUGUGGGAUCUACCGAGCAGCGACGCAGUGCGCACGUUUGUGGGCCACCAAGACUACGUGCGGUCGGGCGCUUUUAUGCCGACCGGAGGAGGCGGAGCGGGCAGCGGGUCGGGAGCCCGAGGAGGUCACGGCGGCAGCAGCAGCAGCGGCGGUAGUGGUGGUGGUCACAUGUUGGUGACGGGGUCGUACGAUGCGACAGUGCGGCUGUGGGAUGCACGGACGCCAGGCGGAGCAGUGCUGACGUUCAAGCACGCAGCGCCAGUAGAGGCGGUGCUGCCGAUGCCGUCGGGGACGGUGAUUCUGGCGGCGGCAGAGAACUCGGUGUCAGUGCUGGAUGUGGUGGCAGCACGGCCGUUGCAGCUGCUGACGAGCCACCAGAAGACGGUGACGUCGCUGUGUCUGGCGUCGGGCGGCGAGCGCGUGCUCUCGGGCGGGCUGGACGGCCACGUCAAGGUGUAUGAGACGGGGACGUGGCAGGUGGUGGCUGGGGCCCGAUACUCGUCUCCGGUGCUGUCGGUGGCCGCGGUGGCGGCUGGGGCUGCCGGUGAGGCCCGCCAUCUGGCCGUGGGCAUGUCGUGGGGCGUGCUGAGCAUCAAGACCCGGCUGACGGGCGCGGCGGCCGAGCGAGAUCGUGAGCGACAGCGUGAAGCCGCAGCUCGCAGUGCUGGCACGCUGGACCGUCUGGAUGCGAGCAAGAACCGGACCAAGCAGUUGGUGGCUGCGCGCAAGCGGCUCGAGCAGGUCGGAUCGACUCCGGGAUCGGGAUCGGGGGACUUUGUCAUCAACCCCACUGACGACGCCCGCGGCAAGAAAGAGACCGCUUGGCAGAAAGACUUGCGCCACCAGCGAUUUGCCGCUGCUCUGGAUACCGCGCUCGACCCAAGCUCGUCCGGCCACAGCUCCAUCAACACGCUCACGCUGCUCGUGGCCCUGCAGCAUCGCAGCGCUCUGCGUGAUGCGCUCGAGAACCGCGACGAGGUCUCGGUCCAGCCCAUCCUCAAGUGGGCUUGUCGCCACAUUGUCGAUCCGCGCUACACGGCCGUCUGCACUGACGUCGGCCUGCAUCUGCUCGAUCUCUACGCCGAGUACGCUGCCGCCUCAACCGAGCUCCACGACGGCUUCCAGACCCUCUGGCGCACUGUUAGGCGUGAGGUCGAACAGGCCCAGCUGGCCUGCCAGACCCGCGGCAUGGUCGAGAACCUGAUGAUGAACGUGGCUUGA